AUGAAAGCUUACAGGGCAAAGGCAGAGGCACUUCGAAUCAUUGAAGGAUCAAUUGCUGAGCAAUAUGCCAUGCUCUGGGAUUAUUGUCAUGGGCUGGAAGACAAAAACUCUGGCUCCACAAUAAAGAUGCAGUGUGAGUUUGUUGAUGGUGAAACUAUUUUUAAGCGUUUGUACAUUUGUUUAAAAUCAUUAAAGAGAGGGUUUAAGAUGAACUGUAGGCCUUUUAUUGGGUUAAAUGUCUGCCAUUUAAAAGGAAUUUAUGAUGGACAGUUGCUUGCAGUAGUUGGGAUUGAUCCCAAUAACGAGACUUGGGUGCUAGCAUAUGUUGUGGUUGAGAUGGAAACAAGGGAGUCAUGGACAUGGUUCAUUGAUUUGUUGGCCAAGGAUGUGAACAUUGUUAAUCCCAAGGAUGGGUCUUUAUAUUUGACAAGCAAAAAUGACUGCCUGGUGCAUUUGAAGACAUUGUGCCUAAUGCUGAGACAAGAUUCUGUGUGA
Molecule: messenger RNA, 495 nt
Organism: Prunus armeniaca (apricot)
Lineage: Eukaryota; Viridiplantae; Streptophyta; Magnoliopsida; Rosales; Rosaceae
Source: the annotation of a GenBank genome assembly